UGCGCGUGCGCGAGCUGGCGGCCAUAGCUUCACGGGGCCACACUCGCGUCUGGGGUAGUUUUUUGCUCUGGUUCGCCGCGUCCUUCCGGACUCGGUCUGGUCAGCCCCAGGUCCGGCCUCUGGGAAGGGGAGAGGUUGGCACUGGGCGGACGGCCGCUCUGGCCGUGCCCCCUGCCUCAGCCGGAACCCAGCACCGGGGGUCCCCCGCUCUGCCGCGGCUGGUUCCAAACUCACUGAAUCAGGAGCUGUGGGCUGCGUCUAGCAGCGGGGGUGAGUCGGCAGCAGGCUAGCGUUAGCGAACCACCUUCCUCUGUAGUCGGCCUUCCAGAGCAUCCUCUGCUGUCUUUUCGGAAAGUAAAAGCAUCCCUGCCAUUCGGUCACGAGGACGAGCGCCUCCACCUCGUCUGUACGCUGGUCAGUGGAUUUCGGCGUGUUCGCUCUAACCUCUCAGUGCUCUGACUUUCUUCAUGAAGGGAACAUGGAAGAAGAAAAAAGGGCUGCUGAGUUACAGAAAAAUAUGACACAGGACUCGGUGGUCUUUGAGGAUGUGGCUGUGGACUUCACCCAGGAGGAAUGGGCUCUGCUGGAUCUGGCUCAGAGGAGCCUCUACAGAGAUGUGAUGCUGGAAAACUUUCAGAACCUGGCCUCACUAGGGUAUCCACUGCACACACCAUAUCUGAUCUCCCAGUGGAAACAGGAGGAGGACCUGGAGACAGUGGAAGGAGGACCUGUCCAGGGGGAGCACCAGGAAGGUUUUGAGAUUCAGCUUAAAACCAGUGAAUCAGUAGCUCCACAAGAUAUUUAUGGACAGGAAAUAUCCAAUGAACAGAAAAUAGUGAGAUUCAAAAGGAAUGAUUCUCACUCAUCCAUUUUACACAAAAACUGGGAAUACCAGGGUGUUUGUUAUCAGAACAAAAACCAUGAGAGACAUUUGAGAAGUCCAGUUGUGGAGAACAUCUAUGAAUGCAGUGAAGAGAAUCGGUGUGGACAAGCCUUGGGCCAAAUUUCACAUCUGAAUGUACUCAAGAGAACUACUGAAGUAAAGUCCUAUGAAUGCCAUGAGUGUAAAAAGGCCUUCACGGAUCAUUUGUCCCUUAAGAAUCACAUCAGGUCUCACACUGGAAGCAAACCCUAUCAGUGUAAAGAAUGUGGGAAAGCUUUCCAUUUUCUUGCUUGUUUUAAGAAGCAUGUGACAAAUCCCACCGAAGGGAAACCCUAUGAAUGUAAAGACUGUACAAAAGCCUUCAGUUGUUCUUCCUUCUUUAGGGCACAUAUGAAGAUUCACACUGGAAAGAUGAACUUCGAAUGUAAGGAAUGUGGAAAAACCUUUAGCUGUUCUUCAUCCCUGACGGAACACAAAAGGAUUCACAGUGGAGAUAAGCCUUAUGAAUGUAGGGAAUGUGGGAAGGCGUUUAGUUGUUCCUCCUCACUCUCCAAACAUAAAAGAAUUCACAGCGGAGACAAGCCAUAUGAAUGUAAGGACUGUGGGAAAGCCUUUAGUUCUUCCUCUCACCUCAUAAUACAUAUACGAAUUCACACUGGAGAGAAGCCUUACGAGUGUAAAGAGUGUGGGAAGGCCUUCAGCGAAUCCUCCAAACUCACUGUCCAUGUCAGAACACACACAGGCGAGAAACCCUAUAAAUGUAAGGACUGUGGGAAAGCCUACAACUGUCCCUCCUCCUUAAGUAUCCAUAUGAGAAAACACACUGGAGAGAAACCCUAUGAAUGUCUGGAAUGUGGAAAAGCCUUCUAUCUUCCCACUUCCCUUAAUACACACGUGAAAAAUCAAAGUAGGGAGAAACCCUAUGAAUGUAAGGAAUGUGGAAAAGCCUUUAGUUGUCCCUCAUCCUUCAGAGCACAUGUGAGAGAUCACACUGGGAAGAUACAAUAUGAAUGUAAGGAAUGUGGGAAGGCCUUCAGCCGUUCCUCGUCCCUCACCGAACACUUGAGAACUCACACUGGAGAGAAGCCUUACGAGUGUAAAGAAUGUGGGAAAGCCUUUAUUAGUUCUUCCCACCUGACAGUUCAUAUACGAACUCACACUGGAGAGAAACCUUAUGAAUGUAAGAAAUGUGGCAAAGCCUUUAUUUACCCCUCAGCUCUGAGGAUCCACAUGAGAACACAUACUGGGGAGAAACCGUAUGAAUGUAAGGAAUGCGGGAAAGCCUUUCGCCAUUCUUCGUACCUUACUGUCCAUGCAAGGAUGCACACGGGGGAGAAACCCUUCGAAUGUCUGGAAUGUGGGAAGGCCUUCAGUUGUCCCUCAUCCUUUCGAAGACAUGUAAGAAGCCACACUGGAGAGAAACCAUAUGAAUGUAAGGAAUGCGGGAAAGCCUUCGUGUGUCCUGCCUACUUUCGAAGACAUGUGAAAACUCACACUAGGGAAAAUGUGUAAAUGGUAAGAAAUGUGGGAAUGUCUGCAAGGCGUUUUCACCUCGCAGCAUAGCUGGAACGUUGUGGAGAUGCACCGUGAAUAUAAGAAAGCAAAAAAGUGUUGCUUCUCUGUUUGACGACUUGAGAACUCAGAGCUGAGAGAAACCCGCGUCCGUACGCCCUGUGGGAAUGCCUUUGUGAAUGUCACUUCCGGUGUAUAAGAAAAUUCACAAGAGCAGCACAGAUCAGGACCUCACUUGUAAAGUGGACUGCUGGCUCAUUGAUAGUUAGUUUCUGUUUUCUGAUAUGAAUUAUUUCAGAUGAUAAAUUUUCCUCUAAUACCUUUUUAGUUCUAACCACAUUUUAUUACAGGUACCUUUAUUUCAGCCGAGAUGUAAAUGUUCUUUAUGUUACAGAAUCUUUUGGACCCAUAGGGGGUUUAAGGUGUUUUUCAUCAGGCAGGGGUGUUUUUUUAAAAAAAAUUAAUAUCUAAUUAAUGCUCAUUGUUUGCCGGGUGUGCAGUCAUAAUGGUAUCAACACUUUGGUAUUUGUAAUUUCUUUUGUGAUUUUUUUUUCUUGUAAUUGGUAAUUUCAUUUUGAUCUAGUAUGGGAGAUUACUGGAAAUUGCCUACCCAAUAUAUUUUCUCUCUCUCUCUCUUUUUUUUUUUAAGUAGAAGAACCUAAAGUUUUUGAGAUUAUCAGUUUUUACUAUUAAAACCUUUUUCUGUCUAAUAAGUUAUUUCAACAGAAAUUAAUAAGUGCAAAGAUCUCAACAGAGAGUUGUAUCUAAUACGUUGUUUUUGUAUUUUGUUCUUUGUCCUCAUUAGUGGCUGGGAAUUGGACCCAAUAUUUUGAGUUUAAAAACGGACCUUGUGACAAGAAAGCUAGAAGUAAAGUUGAUUGAGCUGGCUUGUGUAUGUUAGUUUGGACCUGGUUAGGACUCCAUUUCUCAGAAUCGUUUCCUAUCCAGUCCCGGGUUAGGGCUGUCUGAAACAGAGAGUUUGCAUGAGAAUUGGAAGGCAGUGGGAAGAAGCUAUUAUCCUUCAUUUAGUGGGGCCACAAGAUGGAGACACACAUAGGGGCCUGGUGGGCUUCUACAUCCAGCUCAUUUUCACCAGUCAAUACUGGCUUGAAACAGAACAUUAAAUGCUUUAACCUCAGUAACGUCAGAGGCAGCAGCUCCGUAGACCUCUCUGUAAGUUCCCCUGUCACGGUCAUACACAGCUUCUUAGGUUCUCUGGCAAGUUCCAGCAUUGUCAUUUUGCUGAUAGGACAGCCCCUCUGGCAUGUCAGCUGGCUCUAUAGAGGGGCCCGAAUUCAGAGCAGGAUUGCUAAUCUGUGUCUUGCAAGCCCAUCACGUCAUUUUGCUGCAGGGCACAGACAUCUCUGCAACUCCUCUGGCAUCUCAGGCAAGAAGGGCUGUGGACAGUAAGGAAAAUUAGGUACCAGGGCAUCAUCCUGUUUUAGUGGAGGAAGAUUUACAUUUGACAUCUUCCAACAGAUUUUUCUGCUCUUUUAUUUGAGAAAGAUGAGAGCUGAUUGGUUUGUGUUUCUUCAGUACAUCUAGCUGCACUUUCCCCUUCCCAUCAUAUUUCCCCUUUAUCCCUUAUCAUUUUCUGCUGUUUCAGUAAAGCAAAAAUACACUAAUAUGCGCGACAUGUGCUAAUCUUCAGUGUAUAGCUUGAUGGAAUUUCACUUACGUACAUACCGUGAUAAACAGAGGUUCCCAGGAUUCAAGAAAGCUUAUUUAUCUGACUUCUCAAUAAUUGUCCCACAGAGGAACCACAGUUUGACUUUUAUUCAGUUUAUUAGGUUUGUUUCUUUUUGAUCCUCUUGGUCUUUAUCUGAGUGCUUAAACACAAUGCGUACAAUUAUGUGUUUGGCUUCUUUUCUCAGCAUGAUGUCUGGUUAGCCUUUUAAUUGCUCUUUUUUUUAAUACUUAAAUUUUAAAAUUUUUUAAAAUAAACAUAUAAUGUAUUAUUAGCCCCAGGGGUACCGGUCUGUGAAUCAACCAGGUUUACACACUUCACAGCACUCACCAUAGCCCAUACCCUCCCCAAUGUCCAUAAUCCCACCUCCCUCUUUCUACCCCCCUCACCCUGGCAACCCUCAGUUUGCCCUGUGAGAUUGAGUCUCUUAUGGUUUGUCUCCCUUCCUUCCUACCCCCAAACCCCGUCACGUUGCAUCUCCACUUCCUCAUAUCAGGGAGACAUGUGAUAGUUGUCUUUCUCCUUAAUUGCUCUUUUUACUGGUUUACACUUACUUCUCUUCAUGUAUGUUUUGUUUGUAGGAAUGAGAUCCCUGGCUCAUAGGGUUGGCUGUAGCAUUAGUUUCAAUAGGUAUUCCCGUUUUUUGAAAAGGUGGCUUCCAUCUAUUCUCCUAAAAGCAAUGCAUGCAAAUUCCAGUCAUUCCACCUAGUUGGACAGCCCUUUCUAAUCUUAGGCAUCCAGCAGAGGACAAGGUAAUAUCCUGCUUUGGUUUUAGUUUGCAGUUACCUGACAUGUAGUGAUGGUAAAUACUUUGUAUGUGCUUAUUGGCUAUUUGGAUAUCUUUUUUUUUUUUUUUAAAGAUUUUAUUUAUUUAUUUAUUUGAGAGAGAGACAGGGAGAGAGAGCAUGAGUGAGGAGAAGGGCAGAGAGAGAAGCAGACUCCCCAUGGAGCUGGGAGCCCGAUGCGGGACUCGAUCCCGGGACUCUGAGAUCAUGACCUGAGCCAAAGGCAGUUGUCCAACCAACUGAGCCACCCAGGCGUCCCGGCUAUUUGGAUAUCUUUAAAAAUUUUUUUUUUUUUUAAGAUUUUAUUUAUUCAAUUGAGAGAAAGCAAGCACAGGCAGGCGGGAGGAGCAGAGGGAGAAGGAGUAGCAGGCUCCCCCCUGAGGGGGGAUUUCCCCAGGUGGGGCUCCAUCCCAGGACUCUGAGGUUGUGACCUGAGCCAAAGGCAGUGGCUUAACUGACUGAGCCACCCAGGUGCCCCUGUUUGGUAUCUUUUAUGAGGGCACCCUGUUGAAGCAUUUCACUCAUUUUUGGUUUUUAUUUUAUGUGAAGGAUUUCCUUCUACUUACUUGUCCUUUAUUGUAUGUAUGUAUAUUUCUGUGUCUAGUUACAUACACAUACAUUUAUAAAAUCAUGUGUUAUAUAUCAUAUAUAUUCAUAACUUACGUGUAUUAUACAUACAUACAUUGCAGAUUACUUUUCCCUGGCUCUGGCUUGUCUUUUCACUCUUCUCUUUGGUGUGAAUUAUAAAGGGAAUUUAUUGGUUUGAUUUUUGAUAAGUCCUUGGGUACAACUAGUUUCAGGGAUGCCUGGGCUCCUGGGGCUAAAAAGCUCUUACCUGGAGGAGUUCUGUGUCCGUGUCUUGGCUGUGCAUCUUCUUGCAUUUAGCUGUUCUUCGUGGCAGGCUGUUUCUGUUGUGGGUCCCAGAAGAUCCAGGCUGCUUUUUCUCUAGGUUGAAGUCUCAGGGAGAAAAGAGCAACUCCAAUGUGAUCAUUAUAAUAGAAUCUCAUUGGCUCACUUGUUAUCGAAUCACUGUGGCCAGAGGAAUGUAAUACUCUGAUUUGUUCAGGACUGGCUGGAGUGCUCAUCCCCAAACCAGAGUAGAGUUUGCACCAACCCAAUCAGAGUCCUGACCAUUGUGAUAUAUGGCGAGGGGAGGAGGCCCCAGUGGGCAAGUGGGGUAAUACUGUGAGCUAGCUUGUUGUGCUUUACUGGGGUCUUAGCAACAGGAGGGAACUGAAGUCUGGUAACUCAGCAGGCCCUGAGACAGGUCAGAUGCCAUCUGUUAAUGUAUUUUUAGAAUGCUAAAGAUGGCUUCUCAACCCUUAUGUUGCUUUGCGGUACAUUUAGAAAUCUGGUUGUGAGAGACUUAACAGCACUUAAGAAAAAUUAUUUAUUUAUUUGACAGAUAGAGAUCACAAGUAGGCAGAGAGGCAGGCAGAGAGAGAGGAAGGGAAGCAGGCUCCCUGCCGAGCAGAGAGCCCAAUGCAGGUCUUGAUCCCAGGACCCUGGGAUCAUGACCUGAGCUGAAGGCAGAGCCUUAACCCACUGAGCCACCCGGGCGCCCCUAGUAUUUUUAUUCUUUAAGAUUGUCUUGCCUUCUCUAUUCCUCAUUUGUUUCUAUAUUAUUUUUAGAAUUUCCUUAUCAGUUUUCAUAGGUAAGCUGAGAGUAUGCUGGGAAUUGCAUUGACUUGAUGCCAUAACCUGAAUGAAAUUGACAUCUUUACAAUAUUGAGUCUUCCAAUUAAAUGUAAUGUAAUCAUCCUUUUACCUGGGUUGUCUUUAAUUUGUCUUAACAGUGUUUUUUAGCUUAAUUAUAGAGGUCUUGAAUCUCUUUAAUUUAUUUCUAGGUAUGUGGUAUGUUUUGCUCUGUAAAUAUUUUUAUUUAUUUCCUUUUUGAUUUUUCAGCUAGCAUGAAUUACAAUGUCUUUUUGUACAUUGAUCUUUUUACCCAGUGACGUUUAUAAAUUAAAUUAUUAUACUUGAAUUAUAUUCAAAUAGUUCGUGGAUUAUUUUGGAUUUUCUGUGUACAAUUCUGUUGAUAACAAAAAAGAAAGUCUUACUUGAUUUCUAAAUUUUGUCUUUUACUUUUUUUGCCUCACUCGUUUACAGUGAUGAAUAAAAAUGACGAAUAUGAACAUCUUUGCCCUGUUCCUGGUCUUAGGGGAAAAUGUUCCAUAUUUCAUAAAUAUAAUAAUAGCUGCAAGUUUUUCAUAGAUUACUUUUAAUAAUGAAAAGAAUUGUUUUAUUCUCAAUUUGCCAAGGUUUUUUUUUUUUAUUGUGAGUGAAUAUUUUAUCCAGUGCCUUCUCUGUGUGUGUCAUUGUCUUAAAAAAUCCUUCAGUUUGUUAACGUGAAUAACUACAUUCCUUGAUUUUUAGAUGGUAAACCUCGUCUUCCUGGAAUAAACUACACUUGGACAUGGUA
Messenger RNA from Mustela lutreola (European mink), 7289 nucleotides. Its product is annotated as zinc finger protein 699. NCBI's taxonomy places the organism in Eukaryota, Metazoa, Chordata, Mammalia, Carnivora, Mustelidae. The transcript has 6 exons. The coding region runs from base 479 to 2395 and encodes 638 amino acids. Gene Ontology annotation, biological process: regulation of DNA-templated transcription. The record is from RefSeq and is a predicted model, not a curated record. Gene Ontology annotation, molecular function: RNA polymerase II cis-regulatory region sequence-specific DNA binding; DNA-binding transcription factor activity, RNA polymerase II-specific.